GUGAAGCACACCGCCAUGGUGAAGAAGCCCUCUCCUUUCCGCAAGUCAUUUAGCCCCAUCCGCCGGCUCCUCCGGCGAAACCUCUCAGGCCGGCACUACCGCCACCCAACCACAGCAACAACGGCGAAGACUACUACAUCUUCGCCGCCAGCAGAAAACCUACAAGGCCAAACGGUAAUAGUCGACGUAGAGGCGUGGCUCCUACGGUCGCGGCUAUCUACCUUCGCCUACUUCAUGCUCGUUGCCGUCGAGGCCGGCGGCUUCCUUCGCGGCCUCCUUCUCCUGCUCUCCUAUCCUUUCAUGUGUCUCCUCAGCGGCGACAUGCGGCUCAGGGCCAUGGUGAUGGUGACCUUCUUUGGGCUGCGUGAGAAGGAAGUUGCUAGGGUUGGCAAGGCAGUUCUGCCGAAGCUCUUCUUGGAAGAGAUGGCCAUGGAAGGGCUCGACGCGGUGAAGGAUGCGAGGAGGGUGGUCGCGGUGUGUACCUUGUUUCCCAGGGUGAUGGCCGAGGGGUUCUUGAAGGAGUACCUUGGUGUGGACACCGUGGUCGGAAAGGAGGUCAUGGCGGUCGCCGGCCGUUACGUCGGGUUUAUCGUAGAUGAAGCGUUAACCCUCCAGACAGAUGGAGCUCCCGUUGGGGAGGAAAUGAAGGAGAUGAUGAACAAGGGCAAGCAUGAGGAAGCGUUUGGGCUUGUCGGAACUGGCAGCAGGAUGAACCAUCUAUUUUCUUAUUACUGCAAGGAAACCUAUGCUGUGAGCGAGGCCGACAAGACGUCAUGGCAGCCACUGCCGAGGGACAAGUACCCCAAACCCUUGGUCUUCCACGACGGCCGCCUCGCCUUCACGCCGACCUUCCCGGCCGCCAUCGCCAUGUACACAUACCUCCCGUUCGGCAUCGUCCUGGCCAUUUUCCGCAGCUUAGCGUACAGCCUCCUACCCUACUGCGUCUCCAUCCCGCUCGGGGCGCUCACCGGAAUGCGCUCCCGCGUCAUCGCCGGCCCGCCCAUCGACGCCACCGAGAAAAGCAAGGCAGGCGGCCGCCUCUACGUGUGCAACCACCGCACCCUCCUGGACCCGAUCACUGUCGCGGCAUGUCUUAACAAGCCAGUUACCGCGGUCACGUACAGCGUCAGCCCCGUCUCCGAGCUGAUCGCGCCCAUCCGCACGGCGAGGCUGACCCGGGACCGGGACGAGGACCGGCGGCGCAUGGCGGCGCUACUGGCGCGCGGGGACCUCGUGGUCUGCCCCGAGGGAACCACCUGCCGGGAGCCCUACCUGCUCCGGUUCAGCCCGCUGUUCACCGAGCUCACCGCCGAGGUCACGCCCGUCGCGCUCGAGACGAACGUCGACAUGUUCUACGGCACGUCUACGAAGCCGGCGUCCAAGGUGCUCGACCCGCUGUACUUCAUGAUGAAUCCGCGGCCGGAGUACCGCGUCGAGUUCUUGGACCCGGUUCGUACUGCGACGUCGACCAACAGUCAGGAGGGCCACAACAAAAGCCAAACCAUCGAGGCGGCGAACCGAGUACAGCGUGUGCUCGGCGAGGCCCUUGCGUUCGAGCUCACCGAACAAACCAGGAAAGACAAAUACAUGAUGCUGGCCGGGAACGAAGGGGUCGUGCAAGGCAAGGUGAAGAAGUAG
Molecule: messenger RNA, 1638 nt
Organism: Lolium rigidum
Lineage: Eukaryota; Viridiplantae; Streptophyta; Magnoliopsida; Poales; Poaceae
Product: probable glycerol-3-phosphate acyltransferase 3
Exons: 2
Coding region: 16-1638 (540 amino acids)
Biological process (GO): cutin biosynthetic process
Cellular component (GO): membrane
Molecular function (GO): glycerol-3-phosphate 2-O-acyltransferase activity; phosphatase activity
Source: RefSeq, a predicted model, not a curated record